This is a messenger RNA of Catharus ustulatus (Swainson's thrush), 3395 nucleotides long. It is a transcript of the gene HPS4, whose product is annotated as HPS4 biogenesis of lysosomal organelles complex 3 subunit 2. The transcript has 13 exons. The record is from RefSeq and is a predicted model, not a curated record. Gene Ontology annotation, biological process: vesicle-mediated transport. The coding region runs from base 343 to 2421 and encodes 692 amino acids. Lineage: Eukaryota; Metazoa; Chordata; Aves; Passeriformes; Turdidae.
CGCGGCAUCCCGGAACAUCCUGGGACAUCCCGGAACCGGCGGCGGGAGCGAGCGGCGGGAUCCCGCAGCAUCCCGGAACAUCCCGGGACAUCCCGGAACCGGCGGCGGGAGCGAGCGGCAGGAUCCCGCAGCAUCCCGGAACAUCCCGGAACCGGCGGCGGGAGCGAGCGGCGGGAUCCCGCAGCAUCCCGGAACAUCCCGGAACCGGCGGCGGGAGCGAGCGGCGGGGUCCCGCAGCAUCCCGGAACAUCCCGGAACCGGCGGCGGGAGCGAGCGGCAGGAUCCCGCAGCAUCCCGGAACAUCCCGGAACAUCCCGGGACCGGCCGCAGCCUCCCGCAGCCAUGGCCCGCCCCGCCGCGCCCGGCCCCGCACCGUGGUGGAAUUACUUUUUCCUUUAUGAUGGCUCAAAAGUGAAGGAGGAAGGGGAUCCAACAAGUGCUGGGAUCUGUUAUUUUUACCCUUCCCAGACCAUCCCAGAGCAGCAGGAGCUGCUGUGUGGGCAGAUGGCCGGGGUUGUUCGCUGCCUCACUGAGAUCUCCGGGGCCCCCCCCAGCCUCGUCCGCCUCAGGAAGCUCAAAUUUGCCGUGGUGGUGGAUGGAGACUUUCUGUGGGUUCUGGGCUGUGCUGUGGAGCUGCCUGACGUGAGCUGCCGGCGCCUCCUGGAGCAGCUCAUCGGCCUCUUCACCUUCUACCAGGGCCCCGUGCGUGGGGCAUACACGGCGUUUUCCCAGGAGGAGCUGAGCAGGGAGUGGGACAGGUACAUUGAACAUAUCCAAAAAAACACCAGUGACCUCCACAGGAUUUUCAAUUCUCUCUGGCAUCUGGACAAAACCAAGGUGGAUCCCCUGCUUUUGCUGAAGGCAGCUCUCAUCCUGCAGACAUGCCAGCGCUCUCCCCAUGUCCUGGCAGGCUGCAUCCUCUACAAAGGCCUGAUUGUGAGCACCCAGCUGCCACCUCCACUCACUGCCAAAGUCCUCCUGCAGGGCAGCAAGUCCCAAGGCCAGAGUGAGCCCGGAGCUGAGGAGCCACAGGAGCCUGAGUCUCCGCUGCCGCCGGGCGUGCGAAUCAUCCCCGUGUUCCUCACAGGGGAGGAGAUCUCUGUGCUCAGGGACUUCCCAGUGGAGUGGAUGGCCAGGUCACCCAUGUCCCCAGCAGGUCCUGGAAGAGAUGAGAGUGCUCUCUGCUCCCAGGCAGUUCCAGAAUCAACAGGAGCUCAUGAAAACCAAGCCCUGGGUGGAACCUCUGUGCAGGAGUCCCAUAAGGGUGUUUCAGGCACACCUGCCUUGGGAGAGGCUGUGCAGUUGGGCAGCCCUGCAAGUCCUCUGGUGGACUUCUCUGGAAUGGGAGCCAGCACAAGGAAUUCUUCAGCUGCAAACCUGAGUGGAGCAGGCAGUGAAAGCUCAGAGCUCAGCAGGAAAACAUCCUUCCCCUCAGAGAGUGACACAGAGCGGCUCCCACACCCUUCCUCACUCCAGACUGAAUGUGCUUGGACUACAGGUCCAUACAUGGAAGGCUUUUCCUUUCCCAACCCUUACUUCUGGGAGCAGGAGAGCAAGGACAAGAGGGAAUCCCCUGCAGACUCUGAUGUUGGUCACUGCGCUUCCCAAAAUUCCCUUUCAGUCAGCCACAGUCCAGCUGAGCCACAGGAGCUGAGCAGAAGAGAAUCCAGUGAUCAGGACAAGCCCUGGACUGUGAGCCAGGACCGUGUGUCUGGAGGAAGUGACAGCACAGCUGGUGACCACAUGUGGGGCUUGGAUUGUCCAGGCCCUGCUGGACACGCACAGCUCCGGAGCGGGAGGCAGCUGCUGCUCCCAGGCGUUCAGGAGGCUCUGCCCAGUGACCCUGCAGGGGACAGGCCGUGUCCCAGCAGCAAGGAGGACAAGCUGGGUGGCAGAGGCAGUGAGCCAACCCAGCUGAGCCUCUAUGUUCACUGCAUCCAGGGGCUGGUGCUGUCACUGCUGGCUGAGGAGCAGCUGCGCCGGGACCGCCGCGCCGUGGAGGAUGUGUACCACAGCAGCCUGGCCUCCCUGAAUGGCCUCGAGGUUCACCUGAGGGAGACUCUGCCCAAGGACUCUUCGACCUCAGCCAGGACAAACUACAGCUUCACACACUAUGACUGUGUCCAGAACGUCCUCACAGCCAACUUGCCCCCCACCCCCGGGCCCCUGGAGCGGCACUUCCUGAGGGCAGCCACACUCAUCCACUCUGACUUCAGCCAGCUCCCCACGGCCUCAGAAGUGAUCAUCAGGAAUGCCUCCACAGCCGUGUAUGCCUGCAGGAAUCCUGUCCAGGAGACCUACUUCCAGCAGCUGGGAGCUCCACUCCGCAACUCAGGUGUCCCCAACCCUCAUGACAGCGCCUUCAGCCUGCCCAGCAAGGCCAAGCAGAAGCUGCUGAAGCAUGGGGUGAACCUGCUGUGAGCUGCUGUGCUCAGACAACGGCUCAGCCCUGCAGAAUGUUCAUCUCCAGUGAGGAAAAUCUCAGCUAUUCAUGCCAACAGAGGCAGGAGGCCCUGCCCUGCCCCUAUGGGGUCUCCAGCCUGCCUGGCCCUGAGGAAGGGACACUCCUUGCCCUGUCCUGCAGCACAUUUUGGGCCAGUGCAGGUGUCAUUGACAGCAUUUACCAAAGACUGAGGACAGAAUGCAGAAUCCUGGUUUACAUGGACUUUACAGGGACUCUCUUGGUGCUCUGCAGACUCCCCAUGUGCCUUGAUCUGAGGUAAAGCCUCACCUUGCUGUGAGUUGCACAGCCCCCAGGCAGUGCUGGCUUUCAGAGGCCUGCACUUGCCCUGGUCAGACUUUGGCUUUAUUUAUAUCCCUUAAUCCAUGGGAAUGAUCCUGCCAUGACCUAGUGCCUUACCUUGGUUAGCAGUGCCUGCUUGUUCUCACACAGGAGCAGGACAAGAGCUGCAGAGCUCACAAUCCCCCUCUGGGUGCUCCCAGGAGGUUUUUAUGCCACAGGUGACUCAGGAGGGAUGUCCCUGUCCCUCCACACCUCUCUGGUCAGUGAUGGUCCAGCCCAGCCCUGCCUUCCUUGUGCCCACCUGGAUGUGCAGCCUCACAGGGGCUGCUGAUGGUGGUGUGAGUGUCCCUCAGCCUUGUGCUUCCACCCUCCUGCUGCAGGACCUCACUUCACUGCUCUUAUUGCUCUGUUUGCCCACACUCUGCAGACCCUGAAGUUGCCUCUGAGCUGAUGGGACCAAAGAGGUUUUGUAUCCCCUCAGCAGCUGUUCCCUUUCUGCUCUGACAGUGUCCCCAGUCAGUGGUGGCCAGGGGGGGCCUGUGGUGGUGGCUGCUUACACUGAGGGAGGGAUACCUGUGUUUGGCUGGGCUUGGAACCUGCUGCUGGCACACUCCUCAGUGUGACUGUGGAAAUAAAGGAGUCUCAAGGCUCA